AUGCUGGCCAGAUUCAUUCCCGCCAUUCUCUUCUUCGCUUUCGCUGCGGCAGAUCUUCAUGAUAGCUGCACGUGCCACAAUGGCGACAGCUACAACUGGCGAAUGACCACAAACGCAUGUGCUUCAUACAACGACGCCAACUACCAGUGGGGUGGCGCUUUCUAUGAUACUCCAUCUGGACGAUGCACCCAACAAUCGGCUGAAGAACAACUUGCCGGGGAUCAAUGGGAGGCAGCAUGCAAAGAAAUUGCCAAAACUGGCUUCCAGUGUUCGGAUGGUGUGGGAACUUGCUAUGCUAACCCAGAUGAUGUUCGUGGUUGGUGUUAA
Messenger RNA from Ilyonectria robusta, 327 nucleotides. RefSeq lists its product as uncharacterized. Lineage: Eukaryota; Fungi; Ascomycota; Sordariomycetes; Hypocreales; Nectriaceae. The record is from RefSeq and is a predicted model, not a curated record. The transcript has 4 exons. Bases 1 to 327 code for a protein of 108 amino acids.